Messenger RNA from Botrytis sinoallii, 1086 nucleotides. RefSeq lists its product as uncharacterized. Gene Ontology annotation, biological process: heme biosynthetic process. Gene Ontology annotation, cellular component: cytosol. NCBI's taxonomy places the organism in Eukaryota, Fungi, Ascomycota, Leotiomycetes, Helotiales, Sclerotiniaceae. The record is from RefSeq and is a predicted model, not a curated record. The coding region runs from base 1 to 1086 and encodes 361 amino acids. The transcript has 2 exons. Gene Ontology annotation, molecular function: zinc ion binding; porphobilinogen synthase activity.
AUGUCAUUCUCUAGUCUCGUACAGGACUUGUCAUUCAGAGAUGCCGCCAGCGAGCGACGACCACCUAUUCGAGGGCCAGGAUCCGCUUCGACUUAUGAUGAUCGUGCAUCAUAUGUUUCCAGGGCCGACUCUCACGUCUCUAGAGCCAGAUCGUACGCAAGUACUGCUGCGACUAGCUCAAUGCUUAUCUAUCCCCUAUUCAUUUCCGACAUUGAUGACGAAGAAACUCUUAUUCCUUCCCUACCCGAUCAACACCGACGAGGCAUCAACAAAGUUGUCCCAUUUUUAGAACCUCUUAUUCGCAAGGGUUUGAGAUCUGUUAUAUUAUUCGGUGUACCGAUUGCGCCUAACGUCAAAGAUGCUCUUGGAACAGCUGCAGAUGACCCACAAGGUCCAGUCAUUGCCACAAUUCGACUCCUCCGUCAAAGAUUCCCACAACUAUUCAUCGUUGCAGAUGUCUGCCUUUGCGAAUACACCUCCCAUGGACAUUGCGGUAUCUUAAGGGAUGAUGGUAGUCUCAACAAUCAAUUGUCCGUUGAUCGCGUUUCGGACGUCGCAAUCGCAUAUGCUCAAGCUGGUGCUCAUUGUGUAGCUCCUUCAGAUAUGAAUGAUGGUCGCAUUCGUGCUAUCAAGCUUAAAUUGAUCGAGGAGGGUAUUGCACACAGAGUUGUCUUGAUGUCAUAUGCUGCCAAGUUCUCUGGUUGUUUAUAUGGACCAUUCCGUGAUGCAGCUGGUUCCGUUCCUUCGUUUGGAGACCGAAAAUGUUACCAAUUACCACCGGGAGGUCGUGGUCUUGCUCGCAGAGCCAUUGAAAGAGACAUUGGUGAAGGUGCAGACAUCAUCAUGGUCAAGCCAGCAAGUCAGUAUCUUGACAUUAUCAGUGAUGCAAAGGAGAUUGGAAAGAAUAUGCCGGUUGCAGCAUAUCAAGUUAGUGGAGAAUUUGCAAUGAUUCAUGCUGGAGCAAAGGCUGGAGUUUUUGACUUGAAGACAAUGGCGAUUGAAUCUUCUGAGGGUAUUCUGAGAGCUGGUGCGACCAUCAUCGUCAGCUAUUUCACACCACAAUUCCUUGACUGGCUUGAGUCAUAG